AGAUUCCCAGGUUGAUACAGAGCUCCCUCCCAGAACUCUGACAUGUAUAUAAGCUCUGAGCUCUCCAAAGCCCACUGCCAGUUCUCUUCGUGAACUAACUGCAACGGAGAGACUAAAGAUGAUUCCCUUCUUACCAGUAUUCUCUCUGUUCCUGCUGUUGGUUGUUAACCCUGCAAAUGCCAAUGGUCACUACGACAAGAUCUUGGCUCACAGCCGUAUCAGGGGACGGGAUCAGGGUCCAAAUGUCUGUGCCCUUCAACAGAUUUUGGGCACCAAAAAGAAAUACUUCAGUACCUGCAGGAACUGGUAUCAAGGUGCCAUCUGUGGGAAAAAAACGACUGUGUUAUAUGAAUGCUGCCCUGGUUAUAUGAGGAUGGAAGGAAUGAAAGGCUGCCCAGCAGUGUUGCCUAUUGACCAUGUUUAUGGAACCCUGGGCAUUGUGGGAGCUACCACCACACAGCGCUAUUCUGAUGUCUCAAAACUGAGGGAGGAGAUCGAAGGAAAGGGAUCAUUCACUUACUUCGCACCGAGUAACGAAGCUUGGGACAACCUGGAUUCUGAUAUCCGGAGAGGUCUGGAGAGCAAUGUGAAUGUUGAACUACUGAAUGCUUUACACAGUCACAUGGUUAAUAAGAGAAUGUUGACCAAGGACUUGAAAAAUGGCAUGAUUAUCCCUUCAAUGUAUAACAACUUGGGGCUCUUCAUUAACCAUUAUCCUAAUGGGGUUGUCACUGUGAACUGUGCUCGAAUCAUCCAUGGGAACCAGAUUGCAACAAAUGGUGUUGUGCAUGUCAUUGACCGUGUCCUUACACAAAUUGGUACCUCAAUUCAGGACUUCAUUGAAGCAGAAGAUGAGCUCUCAUCUUUUAGGGCAGCUGCCAUCACAUCCGAUAUAUUGGAAACGCUUGGGAGAGAUGGUCACUUCACACUCUUUGCUCCCACCAAUGAAGCUUUUGAGAAACUUCCACGAGGAGUUCUAGAAAGGAUCAUGGGAGACAAAGUGGCUUCAGAAGCUCUCAUGAAGUACCACAUUCUAAACACCCUCCAGUGUUCAGAGGCUAUCAUGGGAGGAGCCGUCUUUGAGACCCUGGAAGGAAACACCAUUGAGAUAGGAUGUGAUGGUGACAGCAUAACAGUAAAUGGAAUCAAAAUGGUGAACAAAAAAGAUAUUGUGACAAAUAAUGGUGUCAUCCAUUUGAUUGAUCAGGUCCUGAUUCCUGAUUCUGCCAAACAAGUUAUUGAACUGGCUGGAAAUCAGCAAACCACUUUCACAGACCUUGUGGCCCAAUUAGGCUUGGCAUCUGCUCUGAGGCCAGAUGGAGAAUACACUUUGCUGGCACCUGUGAAUAAUGCAUUUUCUGAUGAUACUCUGAGCAUGGAUCAGCGCCUUCUUAAAUUAAUUCUACAGAAUCAUAUAUUGAAAGUAAAAGUUGGCCUUAAUGAGCUUUACAAUGGACAAAAACUUGAGACCAUUGGAGGCAAACAGCUCAGAGUCUUCGUGUACCGUACAGCUGUCUGCAUUGAAAAUUCAUGCAUGGUGAGAGGAAGCAAGCAAGGAAGAAAUGGUGCCAUUCACAUAUUCCGAGAGAUCAUCAAACCAGCAGAGAAAUCCCUCCAUGAAAAACUGAAACAAGAUAAGCGCUUCAGCAUCUUCCUCAGUCUACUUGAAGCUGCAGACUUGAAAGAGCUCCUAACAGAGCCUGGAGAUUGGACCUUAUUUGUACCAACCAAUGAUGCCUUUAAGGGAAUGACUAAUGAAGAAAAGGAAAUUCUGAUUCGGGACAAAAAUGCUCUUCAAAACAUCAUCCUUUAUCACCUGACACCAGGAGUUUUCAUUGGAAAAGGUUUUGAACCUGGUGUUACUAACAUUUUAAAGACCACACAAGGAAGUAAAAUCUAUCUGAAAGGAGUAAAUGAUACACUUCUGGUAAAUGAACUGAAAUCAAAAGAAUCUGACAUCAUGACAACAAAUGGUGUCAUUCAUGUCGUAGAUAAACUCCUUUAUCCAGCAGACACACCUGUUGGAAAUGAUCAGCUGCUAGAAAUACUUAAUAAACUGAUCAAAUACAUCCAAAUUAAGUUUGUUCGUGGAAGUACCUUCAAAGAAAUCCCUAUAACUGUCUACACAACUAAAAUUAUAACCAAAGUUGUGGAACCAAAAAUUAAAGUGAUUGAAGGCAGUCUUCAGCCUAUUAUCAAAACAGAAGGACUCACAAUACCAAAGGUCAAAAUUGAAGGUGAACCUGAAUUCAGACUGAUUAAAGAAGGUGAAACGGUAACUGAAGUGAUCCAUGGAGAGCCAAUUAUUAAAAAAUAUACCAAGAUCAUUGAUGGAGUGCCUGUGGAAAUAACCGAAAAAGAGACAAGGGAAGAACGGAUCAUUACAGGUCCUGAAAUAAAAUACACUAGGAUUUCAACUACAGGUGGAGAAACAGAAGAAACUCUGAAGAAAUUGUUGCAAGAAGAGGUCACCAAGGUCACCAAAUUCAUUGAAGGUGGUGAUGGUCAUUUAUUUGAAGAUGAAGAAAUUAAAAGACUGCUUCAGGGAGACACACCUGUGAGAAAGAUACAAGCCAACAAAAGAGUUCAAGGAUCCAGAAGACGAUCAAGGGAAGAUCGUCCUCAGUGAAAAUCCGGACACCAGACAACAAAGUUUAUACAACCCUAAACCAACAACCUGGUCUUAAAGGAAAAAUAUGAAAGCCACUUUGAUGUGAAGAAAUGAGCCAAGACAAAAGAGCAAUUGUUGAACAAUUCUGAAUGCAAUAACUUUUUUUUUUUCUGAAUGAGAAACAUGAGGGAUAUUGUGGGUUUAGCCUCCUGUGGGAUAGAAUCUAAGGGAAACAUAACACCUUACAGACUUUUACAUCUUGACAUGAAGAGUUCCAGCUGACUUUGAAAUCCAUGAGAGAAAAUCCUUGUCACUGGAUUCAAUACAAUUCAAAUCUCCGAGUUGUGACCUGUUAUCCCAUUGAGAAGAUUGAACCUUGAAUUUACAUAUGGAGACAUAAAAUGCAUGCAAGGAGUUACCUCUCCAUGGGAAAUGGAUAAAUAAAAAUGGGUGCUCAGUAUUAAAAAAUGACAAAACCAAAACUUUUACAUCAAAAAGCUUUGCACAUUUCUAAUAAAAUGUGGGUUUACUGGCAAAUUAUAUUAUUUCUGCAACUUAAUUUUGUACUCUUGAAAUGUUUGUCUUAUGCUUCUUGCAAUACAUAUUUUUUAUCUCAAACAUUUCAAUAAAUCCAUUUUUCAGGUAUAAAGACAAUUAUUUCAAAUGGGUAAUUCAAAAAAACUCAAGGUUUACGUUAAUAAGAGAUUUGGACUUGGGAACAGGACUUUAUACCUCUUUUUUUAUAUAUAUAACAAAUACUCAUUAAAGGAAAUUGAAUGAA
Molecule: messenger RNA, 3392 nt
Organism: Odocoileus virginianus texanus
Lineage: Eukaryota; Metazoa; Chordata; Mammalia; Artiodactyla; Cervidae
Source: RefSeq, a predicted model, not a curated record